UGUUCGUGGUGUUCGUUAUGAGUUUAUUUUAAUAAACUUUGAUAAAGUAAAAUAUGGAUUUGAAAGCAGUGAUACUCGUAAAUUAAUAAAAUACGACAAAAUGGAACAACCUUCAGCCGAAGAUAUCGAGCAAACUAUUCCUCUAAGAGUACAGGAAAUCAAAAAAGAGGUAGGAAACCUAAAAUUUCUCCAGAAGUUAAAAGAUGUGAAAGACAAUAUUACAGUAGAACCAGUUAUGUCAGUGUUCAUGAUAGCCAGUAUGAUUGCGGUGACGGGAGUCCAAAACUUGAAUCUGGAUAAGGCGUGUAGAGUGAACUUAAAUUACAACGAUACAGUAUGCACAGCUCUUACUCUCAGACAGCGGGAGAACUACAGUAACGCAGAAGUGGAUGUCCAGAAGUUAGUAGCGUCAGUGGAAGCAUGGAGAACGAUCAUCGCCACCGUAUUUCCUCUCAUCAUGAUGGUGUUCCUCGGAGCGUGGAGCGACAAAAUGGGUAAACGCAAAGUGUGCAUGUUGAUGCCCAUCGCAGGAGAAUUUAUCAGUUGCUCCAUGAAUAUCAUGAGCUUCUACUUCUUCGACAGCGUCACAGUAGAAUUGACUUCUGUAUUGUCGACUCUCGCUAUAGCCCUCGGUGGGGCAUGGUACGUCAUGUACUUAGGAUCAUACAGCUAUCUAGCUGACGUUACUUCGGAGCAAUCGAGGACGUUUAGAAUGGGGUUGCUGACUCUGGGCCUGUCGAUAUCGUUCCCCAUUGGCAUGGGCAUCAGUGGGAUAAUACUGCGAUACACGGGGUAUUAUGGGGUGUUUGGAAUACCUGCAACCAUGCAGCUGUUGAAUUUCCUCUACAUCUGUUUUUUUAUUAAAGACAAGAGUACACUACGUGAAAAGAAGUCCAAGAAUAACCGUCCGAGGUGGGUGCAAUUUUUGAUACAAUUUUUCAACUUACAAAGCUUAAAAGACAUGCUUGGAUUGCUUCUGAAAAGGCGACCGAAUAAUCAAAGAAUGAAGUUGAUUUUAAUCAUGAUAGCAGUUUGUUUGAUUAAUGGACCAUUCUGGGGUGAAUUAUCCAUAUUUUAUAUAGCGUGUCGAUAUCGUUUUAAUUUUGACGAAAUCAAGUACAGUAUAUUUACCUCAUACAAUCUCACUUUGCAUGCUGUUGGGACUCUGUUCACGAUCAGUUUGUUUACAAAAAAAUUGAAAAUGGAUGACUCGACAUUGGGAAUGAUUGCUACGCUGAGUAGAAUACUAGGUGCUUUUGUUUGGGUCUUUGCUAGAAACGAACUUGAAGUCUAUUUAGCUCCUGUGGCGGAAUUUUUUGAUGGCACCAUGAUCAUUGCCCUUCGAGCAAUGGCGUCAAAAUUCGUAACAAGCUCAGAAUUAGGUAAAGUAUUCUCUCUAUUCGGCGUGCUCGAAGUCACUAUGAUGCUGGUGCUGGCCCCGAUAUACUCGAGGGUCUACAUCGCCACAAUACAUAUCCUACCCGGCGCCGCCUACUUCAUCACUAUUAUGUGUUCCAUACCCGCUGUAUGCAUUUUCAUAUGGUUCCAUCGCGAGUAUAAGAGAGAGUUGAAGACUGCUGCAAGGGCUGCUGUAAAAGAAGACUGUGCUGAGGAAAUUAUAAAAUAGACCGAACA
This is a messenger RNA of Aricia agestis (brown argus), 1635 nucleotides long. Its product is annotated as proton-coupled folate transporter-like. Bases 101 to 1627 code for a protein of 508 amino acids. Gene Ontology annotation, biological process: transmembrane transport. Gene Ontology annotation, molecular function: transmembrane transporter activity. The transcript is spliced from 7 exons. Gene Ontology annotation, cellular component: membrane. NCBI's taxonomy places the organism in Eukaryota, Metazoa, Arthropoda, Insecta, Lepidoptera, Lycaenidae. The record is from RefSeq and is a predicted model, not a curated record.